AUGGCCGACCGUAUAUGGGACCUCGCCGUCCCCCUCAGCACCGCGCCCAUCUUCGACGAUGCCGUCUACCUGUCCGAGGCCCUGGGCCUGCCCGUCGCCCACGCUGAAGACGACGUCGACGCCGACCUGGCCCUGCAGGCCCGCGAGUCCGGUAUCCUCGAUCCUUAUCGCUUCCUGCCCCCACCACGAUCCGUCUCCAGAGCCAUGUCCACCAUGACCUUGGACAGCGACCAGGCGAGUGCCACCUCGAUCCGCUCCCAGGAAACCCACUCGACCAGCUUCACCUCGGCCCCCUCGCGCACCUCGAGAGACCAUGUCUACUCGACCGACCAUCCCUCGGCCAAGCGCGCGCCCCCAACGCCUUCACACGCUCCGCAAUCGCUCGACACUGCCCACCCACCCAUUGAGCGCCUGGAUCCUGCCGCGCCUGCAACCAAGUCCCCGGCCUUGUCGAGCAGGUCUUCGGUCCUCUCUGUUACCCCAUCCUCGCAGCAGAAGCAGUCGCGGAAAAAGCGAGGCUCAGCCAUCUUCUCCAAGCUGCGCAGAGAAUCGAGGUAUUUCGCCACUGUGAGCCUGCACGCGCGCGUGGCCAAGACUUGCAGUGGUAGCCACGUCGCAUCCCAGAGCAACGACCACGUCGCAGCGGUAGAGGGUGGCCAUGUUGAAACUUCAGCACCGCGCGCGGCAGUUGGAGAAAAGACGGACUUUGUUACAGAAAGCGCUGUACAGGCGUCGGAUGUGGCCCUUCAACGGAACCCCGGUUCCUGCAAACCCGGAGUAUUACUACCAAGCGAACCGUUGCUCUCGGCCAAAAGUCCUCUGGGCUCCGAAACGUCAUCAACAGUAUCGAGCGUGCCGGCCCGACAUUCUACGCAUGAGCCAAUCAGCACAGACCCCGCCCUUGCAAAAGCUGCCUUCAAGAGCUUCAAGCUGCAGCAGAGAGAGCAAUGGGACCAAGUCUCGGCUUUUGAGUGCAUGCACGCAAUCGAAGCAAAGGCAAAGGGGGUAUAUGGAUCGUAG
Molecule: messenger RNA, 1020 nt
Organism: Exserohilum turcica Et28A
Lineage: Eukaryota; Fungi; Ascomycota; Dothideomycetes; Pleosporales; Pleosporaceae
Exons: 1
Coding region: 1-1020 (339 amino acids)
Source: RefSeq, a predicted model, not a curated record